AUGAUGAGGUCACUAUCUCUUCUUUCGGCCCUGCUGCUAUUACAGACCUGCGCAGCUGGGCCAAGUCAACAUUCCGCUGAGACGGUCCAAACUGCUGUCGGCGGCGAUGCUGAUAAUCAUGAACCCCCGCUCUUUGCUGGGGAACCAGAACCCCGACCUAUGACCCAAAGGGUUGAGACGGCAUGGAAUACCCUCCGUACCGCAAAACCCGCAAGCCCCCAAACAGACAAGUCAACAGGCAUCCUCGGAACUGCCAUAUACUAUGGCCGCCAAACAUUCCGAAUCCUCUUCCUAAACGGCCCCACAACCGACAAACCACAGCGGAAACUCGACGCAAAUGUCGCAAACGCCGUGGCAGAGCUGCGCGCAGCAGCAGACGAAGAACAAGACCCAGAUGCGAUGUUCCUACUAGCAGAGAUGAACUUCUACGGCAACUUCUCCCACCCCCGCGACUUCAAAGAAGCAUUCCACUGGUAUCAUGAGCUCGCCUGGCUGGAUGGGAAUAAUACCGCCCAGAAUAUGGUUGGCUUCAUGUAUGCCACAGGCAUUGGAGGUGCCGUUGAACGCAACCAGGCUAAGGCGCUUAUGUACCAUGAGUUUGCUGCCGAGACGGGGAAUACGCGCUCCGAGAUGACCCUUGCGUAUCGGUAUCAUAAUGGCAUUGGAACGCCGAAGGAUUGUGACCAUGCACUUGUUUACUAUAAACGCGUUGCAGAUAAGGCUGUUGAGUUUUACCGCUCUGGUCCGCCUGGUGGUAAUGCUCUCAUUCGUGACUCUUAUCGUUGGGCUGAGGAGGAGGGUGGUGUUUAUGGUGCUGGUGCUAGUGUGUCGAGUUCUGGGCAGAACGCGCGUGACGCUGCUCAGGCUAGUCCUGAGGCUAGUGUUGAGGAUAUUCUGGAGUAUUUGGAUCUUAUGUCGAGGAAGGGCGAGCUGAAGGCUACUUAUACCCUUGGCAAGAUGAAUUAUGAGGGUGCUCGGGGUUUGUCGCGCAAUUUCCGUCGCUCUAUGAGGCAUUUCAAGGUUGUUACCAAGAAAUAUUGGAAUAAGGAUGGUACUGUCAAUCAGAAUGCUCCGGCUGGGCUAGACAAGCUGGCUUCUAAAGCGGCUGGACAUAUUGGUUUGAUGUACCUCCGUGGAGAGGGAGUGGAGCAAAACUACGGCACUGCUCUCACUUGGUUCCGACGUGGUGUUGUGAACGGCGACUCUCUGUGCCAGCAUUGGAUGGGCCUGGUGUAUCUGAACGGAUACGGGGUGCCUCAAGAUGGCUUCAAAGCCGCCAACUACUUCAAGGCUGCGGCAGACCAGGAUCUCCCGGCAUCGGAAUCGCGAUUGGGCGCAUUGUUCCUAGACCAAGGCGAUGUGGCCGCUGCCACACGUUACUUCGAGCUUGCUGCCCGCUGGGGGUGGAUGGAAGCGUAUUACUACCUGGCGGAGAUGGCCAACUUCGGCGUCGGCAGACAACGGCACUGCGGCGUCGCUGCUGCCUAUUACAAGGUUGUUGCUGAAAAGGCGGAAAUCAUCCACUCGGCCUUUGCGGAGUCGAAUUCUGCUUACGAGGCCGGUGACAAGGAGGGAGCUCUCAUUCCAGCGAUGAUGGCCGCUGAACAGGGCUACGAGAAUGCCCAGGCAAAUGUGGCUUACCUUCUCGACGAGCAGCAGUCCUUGCUUUCACUAAGUUCCAUUUUCCCAUGGGCUGAAAAGAGCCGGUCUUCGUUGCUGCGCAAUGCGGCUCUGGCUUUGAUCUACUGGACACGAUCCUCGAAGCAGGCUAACAUCGACUCGUUGAUCAAGAUGGGUGACUACUACCUGUCCGGUACAGGUACCGUUAUGGAUGCAGAGAAAGCCUCUGCUUGUUAUCACAAUGCCGCUGAAGCACACCACAGUGCACAGGGCUACUGGAAUCUGGGCUGGAUGCACGAGAACGGCGUAGCGGUGGACCAAGAUUUCCACAUGGCCAAGCGAUACUAUGAUCUGGCCCUCGACGUCAGCCCUGAAUCAUAUCUGCCAGUCAAACUCAGCUUGCUCAAGCUCCGGGUCCGAGGGUAUUGGAACCACAUCACCAAUGGAAAUAUCAACCCCAUCCGCGACGAGGAAGACUCGAAACCCCCUCGCACUUUCAAGGAAUGGAUUACGACCUUUAUCCACAAUGACGAGGAAAGCUAUUACGAUGAGCUUUACGAACAACGCGGGGAGGAUGAUGAAUACCGUGGCCUUGAUGCUGAUAGUCACGAGGACGGCUACUAUGAUGACCUGGAUCUCGAGAUUGACGAAGGAAUGCUAGAGGGUCUUCUGAUUGUCGGGUUGGCCGCUACGCUCUUGGUGCUGGUCUAUGUUCGUCAACAGCAGCAACGGCGUAACCGGCAGAAUGAGAAUGCCAAUGCCAAUGCUAAUGCCAACGCCAACGCCAACGCCAAUGCCCAAGGAAAUGGGGACCGCGGCUUUUUCCCACAGCCCGGAGACCCUGAAUUUGGGCAGUGGGUGGCAGGAGGAGUUGGGCAUUGA
Penicillium canescens is the source of this 2502-nucleotide messenger RNA. RefSeq names its product ubiquitin ligase complex subunit HRD3. Gene Ontology annotation, cellular component: endoplasmic reticulum membrane. Bases 1 to 2502 code for a protein of 833 amino acids. The record is from RefSeq and is a predicted model, not a curated record. Gene Ontology annotation, biological process: ERAD pathway. The transcript is spliced from 4 exons. NCBI's taxonomy places the organism in Eukaryota, Fungi, Ascomycota, Eurotiomycetes, Eurotiales, Aspergillaceae. Gene Ontology annotation, molecular function: protein binding.